AUGACAUCCUUUGAGUUACACGCAGGUUCUUCUCGGGCAGAACAGUUCGAGGAGAACCCGGGCUCUAAGACCGAUAUUGACCUCGUGGAGAGUGCUGGUGCUGGUCAAGCCGCCACCUACGAAGAGUCAGUGGCAGCGCGUCUUCCAAAAGCCCAUCGCGAUUAUUUGCUCGCACGCCAUGGCACAUUGGAACUUGAUCCAAUCCCUGGCAUGGGUUCAGCCGACCCGUACAAUUGGCCUGAAUGGAAGAAAUUGGCAAACCUCAUCCUUGUAGCUUUCCACGCUUGCAUGGGUACAUUUACAGCUGCUGCCAUUAUUCCCGCCUAUUCCGUGAUCGCCGAAGAACUCGAAAUUUCUCUCACCACUGCGAGUUAUUUGACUUCUCUGCAGAUUGCGAUCUUGGGAGGUGCUCCGUUCUUCUGGAAGCCUCUUUCCAACCGCUAUGGACGCCGACCGAUUUUCCUUUUGUCCCUUAUUUGCAGUUUAGUGUGUAACAUUGGUUGUGCCAAAAGCACCACCUAUGCAUCGCUCGCCGCCUGCCGGGCCCUGGUGGCCUUUUUCAUCUCGCCGGCCUCGGCAAUUGGCAGUGCAGUGGUCAUGGAGACAACCUUCAAGAAGGAUCGAGCUCGUUAUAUGGGUAUUUGGACGCUCAUGAUCACCCUUGGUGUACCGGUCGGACCACUCAUCUUCGGAUUUGUCACCUACCGGGCCGGUUAUGGGUGGAUUUACUGGAUCCUAGCUAUGAUCAAUGGUGGACAGUUCAUUUUGUAUCUUUUCUUUGGACCUGAAACUCGUUACCUAGGUGGCGGUAUCGAUCAAAGUGAGUCGAACUGGAAGCGAGAGUACUUCUCACUCCGCCGAAUUGAUCCGACGCCAAUGACAUGGUACGAAUUUGUUCGUCCAUUGACCAUGGCCCGCCACCCGUCCAUUCUCAUUCCCACCUGUGCGUAUGCAAUGAUUUUCUUGUUCGGUAGUAUUUUGGCAACCGUCGAGGUGCCACAGCUGUUGCAGAGCAAGUUCGACCUGAACACCGAGCAGCUUGGCCUCCAGUUCCUAGGUGUCAUUAUCGGAUCCUUGAUCGGUGAGCAGCUUGGUGGUAUCAUGUCUGAUCAGUGGAUGACCCGUGGUGCCCGUCGCCUCGAUCGCAAGCCCCAGCCGGAAUACCGGUUAUGGCUAAGCUACUUUGGCUUCGGUCUGACCAUAAUUGGUGUCAUUGUCUUCUUGGUCUGUACCGAGACUUCCGCCAGCGGUCACUGGAAUGUGUCACCCAUCAUUGGCACGGCCAUUGGUGCUGUUGGCAACCAGCUAGUCACCACCGUAAUGAUCACUUAUGCCAUCGACUGUUUCCCUCAAGAGGCCGCCAGCAUUGGUGUGUUCAUCACCUUUGUGCGCCAAACAUGGGGUUUCAUCGGACCAUUCUGGUUCCCAUCCAUGUUCGAGAAUGUUGGAGUAGCACCCGCCGCUGGAAUUGCUUGCGCAAUGAUCGUUGUCGUUAGUGUAAUUCCGACCAUUUUCUUGCACAUUCGUGGAAGGAAGAUGCGUCACGAAGAGUAG
Molecule: messenger RNA, 1554 nt
Organism: Penicillium longicatenatum
Lineage: Eukaryota; Fungi; Ascomycota; Eurotiomycetes; Eurotiales; Aspergillaceae
Exons: 4
Coding region: 1-1554 (517 amino acids)
Biological process (GO): transmembrane transport
Molecular function (GO): transmembrane transporter activity
Source: RefSeq, a predicted model, not a curated record